GUACCUGAAAGGUAACCCUAAAUUGCUCAAGCCAAGUCACCAUGUGUGCGUCCCAGAUAACCGCAACACUGUUCCUGGGUGGAGCAGAUGCUGCAAUGAACCCAGCGCUGGUCUCUCGUCGGAACAUCACGCUCAUUGUGAAUGCCACGCUGGAGUAUCCCUGCCCUGUGUACCAUGGUGUGGAAUGUAUCCAUGUGCCCGUUUCGGAUGUGCCUCACGCCCGACUUUGUGACCAUUUUGAGGAUGUGGCACAGCAUAUUCAUGAGAACAUGACAGGAAGUACUCUGGUCCACUGUGCUGCUGGCAUAAGCCGUUCCCCUGCCUUGGUCAUAGCUUAUCUUAUGAGGUACAAAAAGUUGACUCUGCACCAGGCCCACGAAUGGGUCGUCAGCUGUCGCCCUUUUGUCCGCCCUAAUGUUGGCUUCUGGCGCCAGCUUCUGCACUAUGAAAAGGUCCUUUGUGGCAAUAACACAGUAAAGAUGGCUGCUACUUCACUUGGGGUGCUGCCGAAAGUCAAAGAUUCACAAGAUAGUUAUAAUUCUUGUUUGAACUUUUAAAGAGGUUGCUGUUACUACAUCCGAAACAACUUUUAUUUUUAACCCAUUUGUAAAGCUGAACAUUAAUUUAAAAUGGUUACAUUUUAGGUGGCACCUUGCCUGCUUGCAGCUGCACCCUUAACUUUACAAAAAGUUGUCUUGUACUGAAUUUUGGAAUUACAUUAUUGAACUACUUGUAUGGUGUAAUACCACACAUUCUUACCCCAGUGGAGUUUCACUUUUUUUUUUUUUUUUUUCCCUUCUUCCUUUGCCUUUUGCUAAUCACUUGACUGCCCUAAUCAGUAGCUUUGCCAUGUGACCUUGCAGUUGUCAUGUUUUGUAGGGUAUCCCCACCACCUAAUUUGACAGGUACAUCAGCAGAGGUAUUUAGUCAAAUGUUUACUUCAGAUAAGUGCCCUGCUGAUUUGCAAACAGGCCACCAUUACAGAUAGAAUAUACUUUAUUGUCC
Messenger RNA from Scleropages formosus (Asian bonytongue), 1005 nucleotides. Its product is annotated as dual specificity protein phosphatase 18-like. Lineage: Eukaryota; Metazoa; Chordata; Actinopteri; Osteoglossiformes; Osteoglossidae. The transcript is spliced from 2 exons. Gene Ontology annotation, biological process: protein dephosphorylation. Bases 42 to 557 code for a protein of 171 amino acids. Gene Ontology annotation, molecular function: MAP kinase tyrosine/serine/threonine phosphatase activity. Gene Ontology annotation, cellular component: cytoplasm. The record is from RefSeq and is a predicted model, not a curated record.